Messenger RNA from Salvelinus sp. IW2-2015, 1214 nucleotides. RefSeq names its product protein FAM124A-like. Lineage: Eukaryota; Metazoa; Chordata; Actinopteri; Salmoniformes; Salmonidae. The record is from RefSeq and is a predicted model, not a curated record.
CAGGUCCUGUGUGCACGCUACAAGCGUAGACAUACUAUCGACCAGCCAGGAGACUCCUCCCCUGCCCCCUCGCCCCUGCCCACUGACCCAGCAAUGACUCUGCCCUCAGCGGGCACAUAUGGCCGGGGGCCUGCCUCCUACAGGAACCGGCGCUACCACCGUAACUCGUCCCGCUCCCGGACCCAAACCCUACCCCUGCCACAGACCCAGAACCAGACCCAAAGCAGGUCCAGCCAGACCUCACAAACCUCCCGUUCCCUGGCCUGUGAAGAGGAGGAAAUGGAGAUGGGGGCUCGCUCUAAAUCCUGGAGGACUGGUCGAACCCGCUCUCUGUUCUCCCUGCCCAGCCUGGCAGGGUUCACCGGCUCUCGCUCCCGCUCUGCCGGCUCCUCCCCCGGAACCUCACCCAGCCCUGCCCACCACAGAAGCCACUCCCACUCCCUCAGCUCCUCCCUGGUCCCGCCCUUCCGCCUCAACGUGGAUGCUCUGAUUGGUGCGGAGGAGACGGAUGUGGACACAGGGAUAAAGGUGGAUGCGGGCAGCAUUGUUGACCUKUCGGUAGUGUCUGCGUACUCUAGGAGUCGCAGACCCACGCCACCACGCCCUCUCUCUGCACCUCCGCGGGACCCAACCCCCUCCCCAUCCCACGCCAACGUCAAGCCCAAGGCGUCAACGCUAGGCCGCCCUCCUGUUCCCAUGAGAACCAGCAGCCUGGCCUCCUCCAAUAGCAUACCUUCCACCCUGCAGCGGCCACGCCCCAACAGCGCUUUCUUGCCCCUGAGUGGCCAGCCGUCCCUGAGGGAUCCCAUCACGUGCAGCCAAUUGGACAGCUCUAACAGCAUUAUUGGGGUGGUGUCUCAGAACAGGUCUGGCAAGGAGGUCGGGGUGGAGGACGACGACCAGGAGUUCUACAUCUGACCAGUUAGUGGCGCUAGAGAGACACGCCGGCCAGCAGGAAGGGCCAGGGACACUGAGUGACAACACAGCUCUGUUCUGCUCUGCCACCUGGGGGCUGGUUUAAGUCAGUGCAGAGGACAGUACAGUGACGGCAGACAGACGCUUCAUUCAACUUCUUCAUGAAAUCUUUCUCACUUUGUGUUUCUAUAUAGUUUCGAACUAGAUGUUUGUGUUAUUUGUUAUUUAAUCAAGUUGUGGUAUAAAUGCGUAGCGCUUACUGAGAUGGCUUAAAAACACAUUGCAGACUACUCAAAUAU